AAUCAGAUGUGAGAGUGUUGCGUGCUGUAGUUUCAGAUGAGCGGCUGAAUUUUUCUCGUUAUAAUCGAUGCUUAAAUAUUAAACAGCAUGUAUUAAACUAUUAAUAAUUAUAUUUAAACACACGAAUCGUGUUUUGUGCUCUUCAUCGAUCUGAAGUAUUUCAACUGUGAGGAAGACGAGGACGAAGAGUCGCCAUGAGUGAACGCACCAUCCAUGUGUUCCGUAAGGGCCUGCGCCUCCAUGACAAUCCCACCCUGCUGGGGGCGCUGGCGUCCUCCUCCGCACUCUUCCCCGUAUACGUGCUGGACCGCGAGUUCAUGCAGCGCGUGAUGCGUGUUGGUGCGUUACGCUGGCGAUUCAUCCUGCAGAGUUUAGAAGAUCUGGACGGCCAUCUGCGGGCGCUGGGCUCGCGGCUAUACGUCCUGCGUGGGUCUAUGCUGGUGGUCCUGCGUGAACUCGUUACCCGGUGGGGCGUCACGCAGAUCAGCUACGACACUGAAGUAGAGCCGCAUUACACGUGCAUGGACUGUGAGAUACAAACACUGGCACAGGAACAUGGACUGAAAACUUACACGUGUGUGUCGCACACGCUAUACGACGCCAAGAGGGUUAUAAAGGCAAACGGCGGCUCUCCUCCUCUCACAUAUAAGAAGUUCCUUCAUGUUUUGUCAGUUUUGGGUGAACCAGAGAAACCAGCACGAGAAAUCACAACGGAGGAUUUCCUGAGAUGUGUGACCCCUCCUGACCCGAAUCAUGAGCAGGAGUUUGGGAUUCCCUCUCUGUCUGAUCUGGAUGUACCAGAUGAGUUUGAGGUUUUGUGGCCGGGCGGAGAAACGCACGCCCUCAAACGACUGGAGAAACACUUCCAGAGUCAGGGUUGGGUGGCAAAUUUCUCCAAGCCGCGGACGGUUCUGAACUCUCUUCUGCCCAGCACCACUGGUCUCAGUCCAUACUUGAGUCUCGGCUGUCUGUCGGUCCGAACGUUCUACCACAAACUCAACAGCAUCUAUGCACAGUCGAAGAACCAUUCGCUGCCCCCCGUGUCGCUGCAGGGACAGCUGCUGUGGAGAGAGUUCUUCUACACUGUCGCUUCAGCCACUCCAAACUUCACUCAGAUGCAGGGAAACCCAAUCUGUCUGCAGAUCAGCUGGUCCCAGAAUCCAGAAGCCCUGGAGAAAUGGAAAACCGGUCAGACCGGUUUUCCCUGGAUCGAUGCAAUCAUGACUCAGAUUCAACAGGAGGGCUGGAUUCAUCAUCUGGCGCGUCACGCGGUGGCGUGUUUCCUGACGCGAGGAGAUCUGUGGAUCAGCUGGGAGGAGGGCAUGAAGGUGUUUCAAGAGUACCUGUUGGACGCAGAUUACAGUGUGAACGCUGGUAACUGGAUGUGGUUAUCUGCCAGCGCGUUCUUCCAUAAGUACACCAGAAUCUUCUGUCCUGUUCGUUUCGGCCGCCGGACCGACCCAGAGGGACAGUAUCUCAGGAAAUACCUGCCGGUGUUGAAGAAUUUCCCCUCUCAGUAUAUUUACGAGCCGUGGAAAGCGCCAGAAGACGUGCAGCUGAGCGCCGGUUGCAUCAUCGGUAAAGAUUAUCCUCGUCCGAUGGUGUGUCAUAUAGAGGCGAGUCAGAGGAAUUUGGCUCUGAUGCGACAGGUUCGCUCGGAACAAGAGAACACGGCACAACUCACACGAGACGUGUCCGAUGACCCAAUGGAGGUGGGGCUUAAACGUGAGCUACAGGAAGAGGAGGGGCUUCUGGAGGGGGCGGAGCCACACAGCGUGUCCAAACAUUUCAGCGCCAGUGCGGAUCAUCAGUCCCGCCACUGGACGCCAGAGACCCCGCACAGAUAUUGAAACCUCACAUACUGAUUGGACCGUAUACGUCUGAACAGUAACGAUAACUUUGUUUCUCAGUGUUUAUGAGAGAAUUGUUGAAACUGAACUAUUUCCGAACCAAAUCAGGUGAAUUAUGCACAAGUGUUCAUGAUGCAUAUGUGUGUCAUUCAUUGAAUGUAUAUGUGGUAUGCAAAAUAUGAAACAAAUCUCCUGUAAAUCAACUUUGUCAUGUGAUAAAUAAAUAAAUGACAUUUAGUUCCACUCCUCUAAUUUAAGAGAAGAUGCAGAUCUGUAAUGAUUUAUCAUUUAAUAAUCGUUCUUUGCCAUGCUUGUGUUGUUUUGAGCAGCGUUUUCUGAUGCAAGGUUCGGACGUGAAUUAACGAAUCCUACUACGGCGAACGUGAUUUUACCCCCCAAACCAUGCCCCACAGUCAUGACGAAACCCUCAGGAACGUUUUCAUUGGUCAUCUCAAUCACGCAUAGUCACCUGUGAAUAGUUCAGACUUUAGAAACAUCGUGAACUUGCACUGGGCGGAGCAUGCAUGAAUAUUCAUGAGUUUCCUUCUUCGUGUUAAAGCGACACUGAAAAUAUUAGUGCCUACUUGGAUUACAGUUCAUCUAAACUAUGAUUUCAGAAAGGUAAUUAUGUUUCAGCACCAAACGAAAGUUAAGAUUGACUGUUUUAUAGAUUGUGAAUGUGUAACUGGUACUGCUGACCCGCUCCAAGCGGGAUUUGAACCGGGGUCUCUGGCAUGGGAGGUGGGCAUGUGUACGCUGUUACGCUUGCACUAAUAUUUUCAGUGUCACUUUAACACGAAACAGAUAACUCAUGAAUAUUCACGUAUGCUCCACCCAGUGCAACCGACAGUCUCAGAAACUGAAUAUUUCAGAACACCGGUAGUUUUCAAUAAUAAUUUAUUGUCAGAAUUACCGGUUGGUUUUUGAAGAAUUCAAUGUCAUUGUUAUUGUUCUUUAUUUUUCAUCUUCAUCGUAUUAAGUCCGUGUUAUGAAUUCUAGGCUCAGACUGCAUGUUAUAAAGUCAUAUUGUUUGCUGAUUAAUUAAAGAAUGAAGAAUGAGUCAAAGAAUUGAAAAUAUAUAUAUAUAUUUUUUUAAUAAACAUUUUAUUGUAUAAAUGGUCAGAAUCUGUGGCAAGCUUGAAAUGGUACAAAUAUUUGUAUGUUGUAUGUGUGUUUAAUUAUUCAUCCUAAGUGGUUCAAAAUGUUAAUUAGUUGACAAGUUAAUGCAGAUGAAGUGUUAUGGAUUCUGCAUUUUAUGAAGUUAUAUUGUUUGCAAGGCUUAAUUAAAGAAUGAAGAACGAGUUAAAGAAUAGAAAAAUAUAUAUAAUUUUUUAUAAUCCUUUUUAUUGUGUUGGCAGAGUUUUUUUCCAUACAUAAGUGGAAGUUUCUCUGUGUUAAGCCCCUCUUAUCUUAUUGUGUUUAGACACACCAGCAAGUGCACAGGAACAAACAUGUCAGUUGUUUUUUGUUUCAUUUUGUACACCAAUUUGUGUAUCCCUGGCUUUUUGUAUUUUGUCUGUUUAAUAAAUAAUAGCGUUGAGUGACCAGUCAGCCAAUGAAAGCGUUCCUGAGAGUUUAGCUCAUGAAUAUGAAUAAAGUAACGCUGACUUUAUACGACAGCUUUCAUGGAACGCCCAGACACUUAACGCAAUUAAUAUUCAUGAGCCAGCCACCGUCUCGCCUACUCAAGAACCUCUGUCUUUUAACCAAUCAGAAAGGACUGUUGUGCGAGCGUCCCGUUACGCACUGAAUAUUCAUGAGCCAGCGCAGCGCCACGUCAGCAGAUCAGCACACGUACAAGUUAAACACAUUCACAGCUGAUAAAUGUUUGAGAGUGAAUUUAAAAAGGAAUGAAGUGAAAUAAACUUCAGCAGAAGAGCAUCAUGGUGAAGAGUGUGAAUUCAGAUGUUCAAGCGGAAAGUGAAACGUAUGAAGGGACGGAACUGGAACAUUCAGAGACGGAUCCAAACACAGCAGAUGUCACUAAGGAGCACUCUGCAGCUCCCCCUGGGAUGAUUUGGCGGGUCACCGGAGGUCUUUGUAGCAUCACAAAAGGUGUGGUCGGAGCCACAGUGGGCGGAGUCACCUGGCUGGGCGGUAAAGGUCUGGA
This is a messenger RNA of Myxocyprinus asiaticus (Chinese sucker), 3960 nucleotides long. RefSeq names its product cryptochrome circadian regulator 4 (gene cry4). Gene Ontology annotation, cellular component: nucleus; cytoplasm. The record is from RefSeq and is a predicted model, not a curated record. The transcript has 13 exons. Gene Ontology annotation, molecular function: DNA binding; FAD binding. NCBI's taxonomy places the organism in Eukaryota, Metazoa, Chordata, Actinopteri, Cypriniformes, Catostomidae. Gene Ontology annotation, biological process: circadian regulation of gene expression; entrainment of circadian clock by photoperiod. Bases 195 to 1850 code for a protein of 551 amino acids.